Molecule: messenger RNA, 804 nt
Organism: Chelonoidis abingdonii (Abingdon island giant tortoise)
Lineage: Eukaryota; Metazoa; Chordata; Testudines; Testudinidae
Gene: NDUFAF6
Product: NADH:ubiquinone oxidoreductase complex assembly factor 6
Biological process (GO): biosynthetic process; mitochondrial respiratory chain complex I assembly
Cellular component (GO): mitochondrion
Source: RefSeq, a predicted model, not a curated record
UUUCUGUGUUCUCUGUUGUUGCCUGCAGAAUCCCGCACCUCUGCUUUUGCACUGAGAGCCUUCAACGUUGAACUAGCUCAGGCAGAUUAAAGACUCCAUAACACAGAAGACCAUAGGUUUGAUGCGAAUGCAGUUUUGGAGGAAAACUGUGGAAGAUAUAUACUGUGAUAACCCACCACAUCAGCCAGUUGCUAUAGAACUGUGGAAGGCUAUCAAGAAACAUAACUUGACUAAAAGGUGGCUUCUGAAGAUUAUUGAUGAAAGAGAGAAAAAUUUGGAUGACCGAGCAUAUCGCAACAUCCAGGAACUUGAAACAUAUGCUGACAACACUCAUAGCGCUCUCUUGUAUCUCACCUUGGAAAUGUUGGGUGUGCGGGAUAUCCAUGCAGACCAUGCAGCCAGUCACAUUGGGAAAGCACAAGGCAUUGUCACCUGUUUAAGAGCAACUCCGUAUCAUAGUAAAAGACGAAAGGUCUUUCUUCCUAUGGACAUUUGUAUGUUGUAUGGAGUUUCACAAGAAGAUUUCAUAAGAGCCAAUCAAGAGAAAAACGUGAGAGAGGUAAUUUACCACAUUGCCAGCCAGGCGCACGUUCAUCUAGAACAUGCUAGGUCUUUCAGUAAAAAUGUUCCUGUCAAAGCAUUUCCUGCCUUUCUCUAUACAGUUGCUUUAGAGGAUUAUUUAUAUAAAAUACAGAAAGUAGAUUUCAACAUAUUCCAUCCAAGCUUACAUAAGAAGAGUACGUUACUACCAUUGUAUUUAUAUAUUAGAUCCUGGAAAAAAAAAUAUUAAAAAUAGACUUAACA